Fibroporia radiculosa is the source of this 987-nucleotide messenger RNA. RefSeq lists its product as uncharacterized. The transcript is spliced from 3 exons. The record is from RefSeq and is a predicted model, not a curated record. Lineage: Eukaryota; Fungi; Basidiomycota; Agaricomycetes; Polyporales; Fibroporiaceae. Bases 1 to 987 code for a protein of 328 amino acids.
AUGGCCAGCAUUCUGCGACACGUCCAGCGGGGAUGCAGGUCCAACGCCUCUGUCGCUGUCUCUCGGACUGCACAUUUAACGCGCAAAAUACACCAGACCCCAAUAGCACUUAAGAAGCAGAAGGGUCAUGCCAUAGAUGAUGGGGACCUCUUUGGACCAAGUGGCGGCGAGGAGGACGCAUUUUCCGAUGCUAUGUUUGCUGAACCGUCCGUCGAAAAGACAUCAAAAGCCGGCCCAAGUACAUCUGCUACGGCGAAGACUUCACGUGGUUUGAACUCAGAGGACCGACUCAAGAGAUUCACUGAGCUACGCCAGUUUGUAGCCGAUCGGAUAGGACAGAAGCCGACAGAGAAACUGCCUCCUGUGCGAAACUCCGCAUGGCAACAUUUGUUCCAGCUAGCGACGACGAAGGAACAGAUGGAUGAGGUUGUAGGGUUGCUCCCUCGCUGGAGAGAUUCUAAGAGGCAGUUUGGGAAACAUACUGUUGAGGUAUUCGUCGGUCGCUGUGAACAGCUACGGUGUCCAACCCUCGCCUUGAAAGUCUUCAGUGAUCACCCGAAGUAUGGCUUUGAUUUGACCUUGUCUGCUGCACGUCGGUUGUUGCAUUCCUUGCACGUGGAACAUUCGCUGCAAGACACCAUCACGCUCGCGGCGUUGUUCCGAGUGUACAAGCUCCCGCCAAUAUCCUCCGACCUUGUUGCGUGCUCAAUGUUUACUUCGGCUUGCUUUAAGCACCAUUCAACUCACUCUCUCGCAAUUGCCAACGAGAUGGUUCCCCAUCUCAAGAAUCUCUUGGCCAAGGUCGACCCGAAAUCCAUGCAACUGCCCCCGUCUGGCGCAGCGUGCGCACCAAUCGAAGCUAAGGAGAAGGCUUGGACUGCGUGGACAUUAGCAAAAAUUGAAAAGGCUUUGCGUAAACAGGGAACAGAGUACGGAUGGUUGCGCCAAUGGCGGGAAGAGACUGGUCACACAUUAGCUGCUUCAUAG